This is a messenger RNA of Symbiodinium necroappetens, 6156 nucleotides long. NCBI's taxonomy places the organism in Eukaryota, Dinophyceae, Suessiales, Symbiodiniaceae. The record is from the annotation of a GenBank genome assembly.
AUGUCUGAGGGCUUGCUCGGUGCGUUCUCUAGCGAUGCUGCGGCCAACACCCAGCCGACCGAGAAGAGGCGCGUGAAACUUUUUCCGUGGGAUAGCGUUGCGACUCAGCUUCUCGAGCCUUACGGCGAGAGCAACUUCGACACUCUCUCCUUGAAGAAGCUCUACGAGGCGACGGCCAGGGGAAACAAGUCGGCGGCCUAUCACUCCCAUCUUUGUGCCCCGAUGGAUACAGACGCCUGGCAUGUUGGUGCCGGAAUUUCUCAAACAGCCGCCGCUCUGCUUGCGGCCAUCGGGAAAUUCCGCUCCAAGGAGAUGAAGGCAAUCAUGAAGGAGGAGCUCUAUGCAAAAGUCGAGGAAGAAUUGGUCGGACUGGAGCCGACGCUGAAACGCUUGAACAUGGGAAAGGGCAGUCAAACCCAGAAAGAUACCGGAUCUUUCCGCGAAGCCAAGAGGCAGAAAACGAGCCACACUACAGAUUUGCCGAUCGAGUCGACCCCAGAGGAAAUCAAGCAGGCUGCCCUCGCCUUUCAUCAAUGGUUGAAGCAACCGCAGAGUGCCUUCCGCAGCUUGCUCUUCAUUCUCGCCGGCAGCAACACCUACUACACGGGCCACGUCGCCGAAACCACGGCCCGCGCCGUGGUGGAGCAGAAGCCGCUGAGCCAGGCGGACUUUCAGACGGCCAUGGUAGCGCGGAAGACCGAGGCGCCUGAGGCCACAGCCACAGCAGCUGCGUCCAGUGCUUCCGCACUUUGGUUGCAGUCCUGCCCUUACCUCCGUACCACCGACCACGUCGUCAUCAUGGCGGGUAACACUGUCGGCUUCCGCAAUCUCGGAACGUCUUGUUUCCUGAAUGCCGGCCUCCAAGCAGUUCUCGGAGUUCAACCCUUGGUCAGAGCCAUCAACGAGGGCACGGGUGAUGAGGAAGUUGCUCUUCAGCGACUCCUGGCGCGGCUCGCGACGAACACCGAAGCAUUCGUGCCCACGGAGGUGACGAACCGCUACUACCGCCAUCGGCAAGAAGACGUAACAGAGUUCCUCGGCAAGCUGCUGGAAAAAUGUUUUGGCUGUCACGAAUUCUUGUACGGCAGUGAAUGGUCCAGCUUCCAAUGCCAGCAUUGUGGCUAUCGUCGUUUGCUGCGGGUCGACAACUUUGAUAGAAUCCAGCUGCCGAUCCUGGGCAUGAAGUCUGUUCAAGAAGCACUGGAUGCGUACCUGUCCCAGAGCACCGUCACCGAGGAUGCCGCAAACUGGUUCUGCCUGACAACGGACUGUCUCACGAAUGGCCUCGCCGAGAAGAGUCCCUUGCACGUCUCCGGCAUCGACAGUUGGCCAAAAGUGCUAGUCCUUUCGCUGAAGAGGUGGAACUGGAACCUCGAUGAGGUUGUUGCCCACAAGAUCUUCGUCGAUAAAGUCUUGCAGACGGCUGAAUGCACGUAUGACUUGUGCUCCUUGGCCACCCACAUCGGACGUCGCCCUGACAGCGGUCACUACAUGGCUUACCGUCGAGACGCUUUCGGCUUCCUGAAGUUUGACGAUCAUGAGGUCACGCGACUGGCCCCAGCAAAAGAAGACGACUUCGUCACCGUGGCUGCGGAGAAGGUUUACGUCCUCUUCUACGUCAAGCGAGACCACAUCCCCCCGGAGAACACGCAGGCUCGACCAUCGAAGUUCCGGCGACUUGCUUCACACAAGAUCCCAGAGCCCGCACAAGCAGAUGCCAUAGACAUCGACACAGACUCUGAUGUCGUUGUCCAACAAGAUUCGCAGCCGAGCCGACCUCCUCCUGUUCCUUCGGAGACUGCAACUGCAACAAAGCAGGUCAUUGACCUCGACUCCGAGAGCGAUGUCGUCACGGAGAAAGAUGUGCCCGGACAGCCUUCCGCCGAAGCCGCCAGCGACGACUACGACAUUCCUGCUCUAGCACCUGCACCCACAUCCAAAGAACAAGAUCACCUGACUGGAACGCCUUUGCUGCGAUUCAGUCACGAUGAAAGGCUUCGUAUACAAGAAGUUUUGCAAGAUUGCUCCACGGUGAGGGAAGCUACGGCAGCGCUUGCUGUCACGGUGCCAAGGCUCACCGUCAAGGACAAGCAAGCGGCAGGGUACCUCUCCCGGAAGACACUUCGUAAUUGGCUACAAAACCCAGGCAGCUUCCGGAAAGCUCUGUCCAAAGCGACAAACCAACGACCUGAAGCUAGAGUCCACUCUGCUCGUUCAGGUAGCACACGGGCAGCUCUCUCGGAUGCAGACAAGAUCAUUAUUCGCGAUGCCUUGGGCGCUGCACAGUCGCUCAACCACCUCCUCCACAUCUUGACCGAACGCCUUGACGAGUUCAGUGCCGUCGACACUGCGGCACCCAAGUACAUUCCGACCAACACCCUUCGAGAGUGGAUGAGCCGACCAACCAUCGGCCGCUGGUUCGAGGCAGUCGAGUUGGACACAUGGGAUGCCGAGUUUGAUCGCACUUUCACGGUGGCAAUGACCAAACCAGCCAAACGCGAGCCGAGCUCCCUGGGAACGGAGUCCAAGGACGACCAAUGUCUAGUCUACGGCUCUUGGACUUUCUGCCCAGAUUGUGGCCGUCGGCGUCCUCGCAGCCACGUCACAUCCAGAGAAGCCGUGAACUCUGCCGUCAAAUGUAAGCCUCAGUGUGACCUUCAAGCCGAAGACCUGCUUCAGCCGCCUUCUGCAACUCUUGGUGCGAAGAAACUUCAAGGUUACGUGACGCCAAUGUCGCAGAAUUGGGAAGCUCUGCUGGCCCACCUGGAAGCCACCGGCUUGCCUCUUCUCACGGCCUUGACAAAGGAAGACCUGGACAGUCUGACCAUUGUUGACCUGAAGCUGGCCUACCGCAGCCGUCGAGGCGGCCAUGCCGAGAUCACCAGCAAACAGAAGCAGACCGUGAUCAGAGCCAGGUGGAAGCCGAUGCUCUUGACCGAAGUCAGCCGUUCUCAGAAAGCUGCUGCCGCCUUUGACUGGCUGCGAAACAAUAACAGCACCUAUGCUGCCUGGGUCGAGAAGCACAUGCAGCGCCGCCAAGAAGGCGCAUCAGGACAGGCUGAUUGGCGUGAAAUUCCCACAGCCGAGCUGCUACUGAACUCGCCGGGAGUCGAAGUCGCCGCACGGCCUUGGCUGUAUCCUUUGGCAAGCUUUGCUGAAACGGACCUGGCCACUCGUCUUAAGGAGCUCGGCUGGAUCGCCAAGAACAGCACCGUCUCCAUCAGACAAAGCUUCAUGCGAAAGAUUACCAGUCGAUGCUUGGACUAUUGUCGCGACUUCCGACUACAUUGUCUGUUGUACGAUGUUUGCAUGGCCAAGUCCAUCACCUCCAUCAUCCACAUCGCCAACAAGAUGCACAUCGCUCCGGAGCAAGCCGCGUCGCAACAGGAUUCCUUCGAAGGAUACUGGUGGCUGCAGAUACGAAAAAUGGAGGACGUCUGCAGGCGUGAGUUUGAGCUCACCGAGGACAUGAGUCAAUCGCUGCCAAACAUCUUUUUCACAGUGGCGCCUGCCGAGUGGCGCUAUCUGUUACCAGACGGUCUCAUGUUCGCCGACAGUCUUUCAGACCAGCAGGCCCUCCUAACCCUCCACUUGUACCACACUUUGGAAGCAAUGCUGGAGAAGCACCUUCUUAAAGAAGGAUCCAGUCUGCGCCAGAUCGGCUUGGACAAGAUAAAGCACUGGAGCUUUCGCUUUGAGUUUCAGUCCCGUGGCACCUUGCACAUCCAUGCGGUGCUAUGGUCGCAGCUGCUACCCGGCUGGUCGGCUGAGGACAUCACCGGUCGCACGGACGGCCCUGGAAGCGCUUUCGUUCGCCUGCUGGAAACGCUGUUCAAGUCUCGGGCAGAUGUCCAAUGUGGCGACGGCAACCACUGCUUGCUACGAUACGUGGCAGGCUACGUCGCGAAGGCUUCGGAUGCAUUGCAGUUCUCCAAGCACCAAUCUCUAGGUGAAGGUCAAUGGCGCCAAGCUUACCGACUCAUUUGCAAAAAAUCGCCUACGGAACAAGAAAUCCUGAUGGAGUUCGCAGGGCUCGCCAUGGUGAAACACUCUUUCUCCGGAGUCGAUGUCUUCGCACCGAUCCCAGGCAGCUGCGCCAGCAACAAUUCCAGACGACAAUAUCGUGCUUAUCAGCAUCAUCUUCGCCCAAGGCAAGACGAACCGGGAGAUGCUCGACAGCUGACCUUCAUCCAGUGGCUUCGGCAGUUCCAGCUAACGACAGAUGACCCGGAGGACAUGUCCGUGCACAGGCGGAACAUCGCCGGGCCUGCCCGCAACAAGAUCGCCGGCGUUGCCAUGCAGUUUCCGUACGAACUGCUCGACAUUUACCUAGGAGCCUGGGCAGCGUCUUGCUUGCCAGGCAUGGCGGAAGAACGUCUACUACCAUCCGUACCCGACGAGCUGGACUUGCCAGGUUAUGAGUACGAACUCGCCAGACGUCGAUCCUUGCUCGCUCCAGAUGGUGCCAGGCAUUUGAAAAGCGUGCUCUGUCUCAACGAGUUCCAGCUGGACGGAGCCAAUGGUCUUGUUUACAAUCCAGAUGUCGCAAAGCUGCUCAGUGCCAUUGAACCUGAACUAGCACUGCGAGGACUCAACGACGAUAGAAUCGCAACCUUCAAAGCUAAAAUAGAGGCCACACACUUGUUGCUCCUCAAGAUUCGUGAUGGAGAGGAAAAUCACGAACUUUGGUCGGUUCGCAAGCUGCCGGGACUCCCGGCACGCCAGUGGUCUCCCGAGCAGCAACAGGUGCUCGAUUUCGUCAAGCAGGCUCUGCGUCUACAGGACGCCGCAGAAGCGGAUCGCGACUGCCGGCUUCUACACAUCUCCGGAUCCCCAGGAACUGGAAAGACCGAAGUCGUCAUCGCGGCGGCGGAGCUGGCCCUCGCCGACAAUUGCAAGGUGCUCAUCGGCGGGCCCAUCGGCCUCUUGGUCGCCAUGUACAAACUCCGACUGCCGGUCACGGACAAUCUGUGCAUGGAAACCAUCCACUCCGCCUUUAAAAUUACCCGAGACGCCGAUGCAGCUUAUAUCCCUCCGGGACGGCUACGAAGGUAUGACGUCAUCAUCCUGGACGAAAUCUCCCAGAUCGACGAGUUCGUGUGGGGGCGGAUCAAGGUAGCUUUGAACGAGUUGCACCCAGUACCUCUCGUUCUCUUCGUCGGCGAUGAGCAACAAUUGCAGCCCGUGCACGGUCAACCUCAACUCUUGCUAGACCUGGCGUCCUUGACAGAGGCCGGGAAGGCUCAACAUAUUCGUCUGCGGCAGCAUGAACUCGCCCGCUCCGUGGAUCCGACCAUGCUGGCGUUCCUGGACAAGAUCCGCACCAGGCAACCAACACGAUCUGAACUGGAAGAGUUCUUCCGCGGCAGAGUUUGGGAUUCCAACUUUCGGGAUGCCGUGAAGAAGAGCUUUGACAUCGAGAGGAACACCGGGAACAAGUUCAUGUUCUUGACCGUCGCCAACAAGCCUGCAGCGGACCUAAAUCAAGCAAGACUAGAGCUCGAAUUCCCCGAGGAAGCUCGGCGACUGUCUAAUGGCGAAGGCUUACCUGGCGAGAUCGGCAACAUUCUCCUGACUGCCAACAUGCGCGUUCGCCUGACUCAUAAUGUCAACAAAGAGGAAGGCUUCGUGAACGGUAAUACAGGCACAAUCAGGAAGGUCCUCCGCCGGGAUGUGUUCAUCAUGGAGAGCUCGCAACAAACCUGCAUUUUGGUGUACCCAAUCACCGUCAAAGGCCGCAAGUAUCUCCCGGUCGCCUACGGGUAUGCCACGACAAUGCGCAGAGCGCAGGGGGCCACCAUGGAAGCCAUCGGAUUGCUAUUCGAUCGUCGCGUGCCCGACAGAGGCUACGCGUACGUCGGCACGUCCAGGGCCAAGUCCAGCUCCAUGAUCUUCCAUCUUGGCAGACUACGCCAGACGGACUGGUUGCCUGUUGGCGGAAACCCAAACGAGGAACACGCCUCGCUUUCCGUUUUCAGCGAGUCCAGCGGUGAACAGGAGGAAUCGGAAGCGCCGCCGACGGAGAGCCCGGAGGCAGCGUCCAUCGACUUCGAUGUCGAGCACGAGUCUAUGGAAGAUGAGGACUUCCUGACAGCUGACAGCCCUGAGCCCGGGUCCAGUGAUUUUGAGCAUUGGCCGGACGACUGCAUAGGAUGA